Vanrija pseudolonga is the source of this 1161-nucleotide messenger RNA. RefSeq lists its product as uncharacterized. Lineage: Eukaryota; Fungi; Basidiomycota; Tremellomycetes; Trichosporonales; Trichosporonaceae. The transcript is spliced from 2 exons. The coding region runs from base 1 to 1161 and encodes 386 amino acids. The record is from RefSeq and is a predicted model, not a curated record.
AUGGCCCCCAAUCCAAACGAGCCUGCACAGCUCAGCCAACACACGCCCCCGAGCGCCCUCUCGCCCUUCCCUCAAGAGAUUCUCGAGCGUAUCCUUUCCUUCGCAGCGCCAGGCGCACGCGCGACGAGCCUGCGCGUCAACUCGGCCUUCUAUCACGCGGGCGUGCGCAGCGCGUACGCUUUCGUCAAGAUCCUCCCCGACACCCCGCGCCCUUUCGCUUCGCCUCGCGCCGAUCAGCUUGCCGCCCAUGUCCGCACGCUCGAGCUUGGUGUCCACCCCCUCUCCGAGUGCCAGGCUGGGGCAGGGAAGGCAGCACCAUUUCCUCCAUCGAUGCCAAACCUGCGUACCCUCCGCCUCAAUCUUCGAUGCGACGGGGAAACCGAUCCCCUCCACUCUGACCUGAGUGCCGACACUCCGGCUCCUUGCGGGAUGCUCGCUGCGAGCUCUCGGAAGAUCGUCAUCCACGGUAUCAACGUCAAGAUCAGGUCUUUCCAAGUGUUGCCGAGUCUCCGCAGCACACUACCGAGCCACCGUCUUUCCGAAGUACGCGAACUGGUCUACGUGUUCGAUCCGGACAUCGACGUCGAACAGAGGGGCCACAGGCGUCUCCUUCCGGAUUGGCGAGAGGCUCCCUUCUCCGGGCCCCUCAGGUUCACAAUUGUCUUCUGGACUAAGAUCCGAGGCGAGCUCUGGGUCCCAGUUGACACAUACCGCUCCCAAACCAACGGCUCAGAUGACGAUGGUGAGCAGCGUAUUACGGCUGCUCGCAUAGAUAUACAUUUGGUGUGGUCGCUUUUCUGGGUUCUCUUCUGUCACCCAGCUCCCGAAACAGGAGAGCCUUUGAUCACCGUCGUCAACGCUGGUGCCAUCCCUCUCCACAACACACUGAAAGCGAUUGUUACUACACUCAGUCCCGAUGAGCUACGUGACGAAUUCACUGUCGACCAGCGAGCUCCCAAGAUCGAAAAGUACAUCAGGGCUCAUUUCGAGCGCCUCUGUGAACCGUACGCGAUUCCAGAUAGAUGGACACACCCCAUCAAGCGCGAGCUUGCACUCAAGAGCGUAAAAGAGUCGAUGCGCUUCAUCAGCAUGGACGAGUACCUCGCCGAGCCUGGCGCACUGGACGCGUUUGACGAGGACGCGUUGGCUGGGUGGCAGUAG